This is a messenger RNA of Phycodurus eques (leafy seadragon), 2059 nucleotides long. Its product is annotated as olfactory receptor class A-like protein 1. Gene Ontology annotation, cellular component: membrane. Gene Ontology annotation, molecular function: pheromone receptor activity. The record is from RefSeq and is a predicted model, not a curated record. Lineage: Eukaryota; Metazoa; Chordata; Actinopteri; Syngnathiformes; Syngnathidae. The transcript has 2 exons. Gene Ontology annotation, biological process: G protein-coupled receptor signaling pathway. Bases 272 to 1207 code for a protein of 311 amino acids.
AUGCACUGCGAUGGUGUCCGUGUGACACCUGUGAUGGGACGGAAGCAGUCAUCUGGAUUGAUCUCCGGUAAUUGGAGUCAAGAGCGCUAUGUGUCAAUGGAGCAAACGAGAGUGCUUUUGUACGCUCUACCUUCACGCAGGUAUAAGAAGACAAGCCUAGCGAGUCUUCAAGGAGAGGCGGACACACACACACACACUGCGAUCCACGUCGGACCUCCUCAUCACUGCCGGGUUUGCCAGCGGCUGCUUGGCUCAGGCGGAUGCGUUAGGCAUGGCGUCAGAGGAGCUGGUCCGCGGGAUGCUGUACGUGUCCCUGACCGUGGUGGGCGUCCCCGGCAACCUGGCGGUGAUCCUGGCCUUCCUGUCGCUACUCUACCAGGACAAGCGUCUGCUGGUGGCCGACGUCAUCGUGCUUCACCUGGCCUGCGUCAACCUGACCGCGGUGGCCGUGCGCUGCCUUCUGGAGACCCUGGCGUCCUUCCGCCUCGCCCACAUCUUCGACGACGCCGGCUGCAAAGGCGUCAUCUUCGUCUACCGCAUGUCGCGCUCCCUCUCCAUCUGGCUCACCUUCGUCCUGAGCGCCUACCAGUGCCUGAGCAUCGCCCCCCCCGGCUCGCGCCGGGCCUCCGUCCGGACUUCGGUGGCCCGCUACUUGGGCCCGGUGUUCCUCGUCCUCUGGCUGGUCAACGCGUGCAUGACCUCGGCCGCCGUUCUCUUCUCCUUCGGGGCCGGGAACGCGUCGGCCAGCCACAGCAUCAACGUGGAGUUCUGCUUCGUAAACUUCCCCUCCAAGCUCUCCAAGGAGGCCAACGGGGCGGCGCAGGUGGGUAGAGACGUGGUGCCCAUGGCCCUCAUGGCCCUCGCCAGCCUCAUCAUCCUGCUCUUCCUCUACAAGCAAAGCCGGCAGGCGAGGGGCCGACGCGGCGGCGGAUCGGAGCGGAGGGCGGCCAAAGCCGUGGUUACCCUCGUGACCUUGUACGUGGUCCUCUACGGGGUGGACAACGGGCUUUGGGUGUACACGCUCACCGUGAAGAAGACCAUGAGUAGCUCGCUGGUGUCGGACCUGCGCAUAUUCUUCUCAUCGCUCUACGCCGCGCUCAGCCCGCUCGUGGUCAUCGCGUCCAACAGGAAGGUGAACGGCAGGCUCGGCUGUGCCGUGAAGGUCCGAGUUGGCAAGGAACAAGCUGCAACUCUCUCCACCAUUUGAGGAACAGCUACUUUUUUAAAAAACUAAACUAAACUUUAUUCUCAUAGUUGUAGGAUUUUGAAUCUUUUAUUUUUUUUUACAUCUUGAAAAAUACAACUUUUUUUUGCAAAAUAAUACAAUAUUUUGUUGGGGAAAAAUAGGACAUUUUGUGAAAUAUGACUUCACUUGAAAUUAUAUAUCAUUAUUGUAUAGUAUAUAAUUGACUUUAAUCUGAAAAUAAAAUACUUUGUUCUCAAAUUUCUUUAGACAUUUACAAAAUUCAACUUUUUAAAAUAACAUGACCGUAAUCUUGUAAUAUCACGGGUUUAAUCUAGAAAACAUGCGCCUUUUUGACUCCAGUGUGCAACAUUUUGUUUCUAGAAAAUCUAAUUUAAAAAAAAAAAAAGUCAGACUUUUAAAAUUUAAACUAGACUAAUUUUUUUUUAAAUCAUGUUUGUCCUCAUUAUUAUACAACUUUUUGUUGGAGACCCCCAACACACACUUUUUUCACGAUAGCUUUCCUCUUAUAAUACUAUAAUUUUAAUGAUACAUUUUUCUCUCCAAAUUAUGUAACUUGUUUCUAAUUUUAGCUAGGUUUUUUUUCUCAAAAAGGAUUACCUUAUUCUUGCAAAUGGCAACUUUAAUCUGGAAAAUGCAUGGCUUUUUCUUUGAAAAGUGUAACAAACCAUUUUUCCUCGAAAUUAUUCAACCAUUUUGAAGUUCUGGGUCUGUGCAAUCUGAUUUAUGACCAGCAGGAGGCAACAACCCACAAGACAUAAAACGUCACUCGUGCAAUGUGCUGAUGUUCUCCCUUGCGACAAUAAACAAAAUGAUGGUCAAGUUUGGAAUAAAAUAGACAAUAAUGUAGGGUAA